This is a messenger RNA of Coffea arabica (coffee), 1809 nucleotides long. The record is from RefSeq and is a predicted model, not a curated record. NCBI's taxonomy places the organism in Eukaryota, Viridiplantae, Streptophyta, Magnoliopsida, Gentianales, Rubiaceae.
UAGGGCGCAACAUUAACCUAUUCUUAAUUCCAUCCUUGUAUAUACUAUAUGUUCAUUUGAACCAAAAUAAAAAUUGCACUUGAUUCAUGUACCAUAUUUACUAAAUGUACCCUAUUCAACAAGAUUGCAAGAUGAUCCUAUGACAUUAUUUUCAGCAUUAAAGUAGUGUGAAUUAGUUCUGAUCUAAUCGAAUCUUGUAGGCUCUUUUUUUUUUUUGGGGAUCUAUGAGCUUUUUUCCUCAGCUAAUCUGUUCGACACUAAUCUUGAUUGGUUUUGGGUGUGACAAAGGCUUGAUGGAAUUGGAUGCAUGCAUCUCUUCUUCUAAAAACAAAAAUUCAUAUAUAACCAAUUAGAAUAAUGGCCUCUAGUGCAUGAACCACUAAAACUUAAAAGCAUAAAUAGGAGCGAUAAUAUACAUUUGCAUCCAAAGAAGGAAAGAACGGAAGAUGGGGAGCUGGAAACGAACUUGUUGGUAUGGAGAGGUUUUUCCUUUCACAGCCAUGGUUACAAUGGAGUGCAUCAAUGUUGGUAUGAACACCAUCUUCAAAGCGGCCACAGUGAAGGGUCUGAACUAUCACGUUUUCAUGCUUUAUUCCUAUGGGAUAGCAGCUCUUCUUCUCCUCCCUCUUUGCUACUUCUUCCACAGGAAUUCUCGGCUUCCUCCAUUUACCUUUGGCCUCCUUGCUAGAUUUUUCUCCCUCGGGCUUCUUGGCUUUGUAGCUCAAUAUCUUGGAAAUACAGGAAUCGAGUAUAGUACACCAACAUUGGCUUCCGCCAUGAGCAAUAUUGCACCGGCUUCCACAUUUGUCCUGGCCGUCCUCUUCAGGAUGGAAAAGCUAGAAAUGAAGAGCCUGAGUAGCCAAGUUAAGAUAAUAGGGUGUGCAAUAACGAUUGCAGGAGCCCUUGUGGUGGUUCUGUACAAAGGCCCAGUGCUACUAAGGAGCCCUGCAUCUUCAGCUUCUGUUUUUGCACAGGCAGCACUAGUUACACUCACCACUGGCACCAAACAGUCAAAUUGGGUCAAAGGGGGUGCCAUCCUCGCUGCUGAAUAUGUAGUAGCCUCCCUUUGGUAUAUUUAUCAGGCCAAGGCUAUUGGGGAGUACCCAGCAGAACUGGUUGUGGUCUUCUUCUACAACUUAUCAUGUAUGAUCAUAGCAGCACCCAUUUGUUUAAUCGAGGUACCAAUUUCAAGUGCUUGGAAUAUAUUCAAACUGGAUGUGCAGUUGUACGCGGUUUUGUAUGCGGGAGUAUUGGGGACAGGCUUCGUUAUUCUUGUUCAUACUUGGUGCUUACAUGUAAAAGGACCUGUAUAUGUAGCUUCAUUUAGGCCAUUAUCAAUUGCCAUUGCUGCAAUUCUGGGCUUCAUUUUUCUUGGCGAUAAUCUCUACCUCGGAAGCGUGAUCGGAUCAUUGAUCAUAUCGAUUGGGUUUUAUGUUCUAAUAUGGGCAAAAGCACAAGAAGCAAGUGGAGACAAAUCACAAAGUGGUACUAUUUUUAGGGAAUCUGCCAGCAGAAAUGCUCCAUUGCUAGACGAAUAUGAUGAUUCAACAGAUGAAGGACAUGCGACUACCACUGCUUGAAUAAUCAAACACAUUUAUUUUUUGAACUAGUGAUAUACUCCCACCUUUUACCUUGUUCAGCGAUUUCUUGGGAUAAAUUUUUUUUUUUUUUCUUGAGAUGUUGGACACUUGUUUAGAUAGCAUUUGUGCAUCUUCCACGACAUAUUGAAGCUGUUCUAUGGAUACAAGUUGUAUGUUCUCCACAAAAGUAUUCCAUGGCAAAAUAAUCUUUUGGCUUUGUAUGGUCUCA